Messenger RNA from Branchiostoma belcheri (Belcher's lancelet), 2173 nucleotides. Its product is annotated as mucin-5B-like. The coding region runs from base 156 to 1133 and encodes 325 amino acids. The transcript has 7 exons. The record is from RefSeq and is a predicted model, not a curated record. Lineage: Eukaryota; Metazoa; Chordata; Leptocardii; Amphioxiformes; Branchiostomatidae.
GUAGGUGGCGACUUCGGUGUGUGCGUUGCGUUGUUGACAAAAAUUUAUAUUCUCGUCGGGUGACGCCUUUUUUGAGAGAAGCUAUUGCCUUAAAGUUUUAUAUAAUCCAUUUUGUGAUUCUGAAGUUCUCAUCUCUUAGAAGGCAGAAUACAAGGAUGGCGGGGAGUAAGAACUUAGUUUUGGUGUUCGCAGUGACGAUGUUGUUUUGGUCAGUGAACGUAGAGGCUACUUCAAGUGCGCCCCCUGCUACGACAACGGGAAUGACAACGUCAGAACGUACUGCUGCAGCGACUUCAACGGCAAUGGUUGGCCCGGCAACCGUUCCCAUGGCGACAAGUGACGCUCCAUCCACAGCAGAUGGAGUUACAUCAAGUGUAGCAACGCCUACAACAAUCGUGGGAAGCACAGUGGCCCAUGGUACCACUCCAAUUAAUAUGAUGGGCACUUCAACUGCAUCCAGCACUCUCAACCUUGACAGUUCUGUGGGCAGUGACACUGUUACUCCAACAGGGGGCGCUCCAGCACAGGACACGACGUCAGUCACCCCUCAGUCUGCUUUUGAGAACUCUCUUCAAGUUGCCACGAAAGUCGAGCAGUGGGACGAGGUGGAACUUGCUCUGUUCCAAGCGAUUGUGACGUAUGGCACCAACCGGUACUGCAAUCAAGGGGGCGCUUCCUGCUUCGGUCUCGGCAGCGUCAAAAUCACGCCAGAAGACGUGGUGAUCAUAGGGACGCCUAUUACAAGCCGCGGCACCACCACCUUUAAUUUCUUCAUCCGCCGACCGGUCACUUCACCAGGUGCCAUGAUUGUACCACUACACCUGGACAAUCUUACUGCAAUUAUUGAAGAAAUCAGCGACAGGCUCAUUGGUGCUUUAGCAGACCCGGACUUGACCAUCACCUUGUCUGCCAGUAUGGACCCCGUCGUGACACCGUCCUAUACCGCCACCCGCCCGCCUGACGAGGGCUUCGAACCCUGGAUGAUAGCGUUCGUCGUCACCAUGGCUGUGAUUGUGGUUCUCGGUUUGGCCAUGUUCAUCUACAGCAAGAUCAAAGCGAGGAGAAACAAACAGAUGGCAGACUUCGAGAUGGAGAGAAACGGUGGCGCCGGCGGUGGCUUGGAAAAUCUUUAGUUCCAUCAACCAAAAUAGCAUCGCUUGCUGUAGGAAAGUUGCAGUCGCCUGCGAACCAGCCAACCCAUGAUGAUAGCAACUCUCAUCUACAACUAUUGAAUUGAGAGAACAUGUGUACUGCCUGAUAUCAUGUACAUUAUUCCAUUAUGCUGUGUUCCUAUUCUCGGAUGAUUCGACGUCAAAUGUAAUGACUUCGUUAGCAUUACGUUUUCACGAAAACUUAAUACUGAGUGACAAGAUAAAGAAGCAUUUAUCAUACCUAAUCCUAUUUUGUUAUUACCUGAGCGAAAGUAUGAACAGAAUAUCUAAUUGGUAGUCAUGUAGCAAAACCCUGCCACAAUCAACAACCUUGAGAUUGAAAUACAAACCCAUUGCAAUGCCAGAGCUCAUCGAUGAGACUUACAUGAUUAGUAUCUUUCACGACUUAAACUCUGGACCUUCGUAUCACACUUAACUGUUAUCACAUUGAACUGUUGAACUAUUAUGGAUCAAAGGGCACAUUGAACCUGGCCAUAAAGAUGAUAACUGAUAGACAUCUAGAUCAUAUCAGUCAAAUGUAAUAUCGCAAAGUUGACUGUAAAUGUGGUAACUGUAGUUCAAGCACGUGGGCAUACACAAGCGUAUGGCUUAUCUGAAGGAAAGAGUUAACUCUAAGUCGAAGAUGUCUUUGCACAGCGGUAUCAGCAUGCAGAAAUAUUAUCUUAUCAUCCCUAUCUCCGCUGAAUCAGCUAGGUACAUCCUAGUGAAUAGGGGUAAGAUUAUAAGGUUACAGGUGAACGUUCUACAUAAGGCUCGUGUUGAGUGAUAGGUCGCUUGAGGGUAAUAUCUUCACACAAAUCUUCUUUUCCAGCACCGAAGGCGCCAGUUUGUGAGCACAAACCAUUAAAGUAUCGGCAGGAACAAGACCAGCGCUGUAGUUGCCGCCAGAUCUCAUCAAGAAAAGGUGAAGAUUAGUAGUGAAGGAAGCAAAAUGUAGCCUCCUUGCGGUUACACGAAUCAGUAGAAGUUUGACAAAUAGCGUGGAAUAUUGCUCGGAAGGG